AUGGAACAGUACCGGCAUGCUCUUGCUAUCGAGCUAAAAGCUCCCUAUCCCAAUCAACAAAAGAUCGCGACUCGUUACAUGAACAUGGGUGAUCUUCUUCGUCAACUCGGUCGUUUCGAUGAAGCACGUAAGAGUGUCAAGACUGCCCUGAAAAUUGAACUCGACAUUCUUCCACCCACCCAUCCUGAUUUGGCCAAGACACACGGUCACUUAUUUGACAUUUGUCAUUCAAUGAGCGAUUAUCCGACAGCACUUGAACACGCAAAAGAAUCAUUUCGCAUUGCCCAAAAAUCCCAUGCAGCCAAUCAUUUUCGCAUCGCAACUGCUCACAAUAACGUUGCUGCAGCUUUAGACAAACUCGAACGGCAUAAAGAAGCACUCAAAGAAGCUGAAAAGGCAGUGGAAAUCGGUCGACAUACCUAUCCACUUGGUCACCCUGAAAUGCGUGUGCUUGAAAAUUCAUUGAAUGCACUUCGCUGGAAGAUCAGUCAACUCGUUGAUAAUGGUUAA
Didymodactylos carnosus is the source of this 510-nucleotide messenger RNA. NCBI's taxonomy places the organism in Eukaryota, Metazoa, Rotifera, Eurotatoria, Philodinida, Philodinidae. The record is from the annotation of a GenBank genome assembly.